Molecule: messenger RNA, 1425 nt
Organism: Acanthopagrus latus (yellowfin seabream)
Lineage: Eukaryota; Metazoa; Chordata; Actinopteri; Spariformes; Sparidae
Product: N-acylethanolamine-hydrolyzing acid amidase-like
Exons: 11
Coding region: 94-1155 (353 amino acids)
Biological process (GO): fatty acid metabolic process
Cellular component (GO): lysosome
Molecular function (GO): fatty acid amide hydrolase activity
Source: RefSeq, a predicted model, not a curated record
GGCUGCUGCACGCGCGCUGCGGAACACCACCGUCCUCAGAGUCUCAGUCGGUGCUGUGUCUGUCUGUGUCAGCCUCGGACUGGACCGGUCAGGAUGGCUCGGGCUGCGGUGCUCCUGCUCCUGCUCGGACUGUUCGCCGCUUGCCGGGCCCAGUUCGCUCCACCUACAGUCAACAUCAGCCUGGACGAGGACCCAGAGGUGCGCUGGGCGCCUCUCACCAAAGUCUUUGACGUAGAGUACCUGAACAAAGCCGCCGCAGAGGUCAUUGACUCCACCGUUCCAAAAUGGGUGCAUCAGGCAAUAACACCCAUUGUGACGGCCCUGGAGAAGUACGUUCCUGAGCCUUACGCGGGGGAGAUCCGCGGCAUGGCCUCAAACCUUGGAGGAAGCCUUUCAGAUGUCAUCAUUCUCAACUUUGCCUAUGAAGUGACUGCAUUUUGCACUAGCAUCGUAGCUCAGGACAAAAAUGGGCACGUGUACCACGGCAGGAACCUUGAUUAUCCACAUGAUGUCUUGAGGAAUCUGACUGUCAACGUAGUUUUCCUCAAGAAUGGAGAGGUGGCGUACCAGGGAACCACAUUUGCUGGAUAUGUUGGCUUGUGGACGGGACAGAGUCCGAACAAGUUUACGGUCUCCGGCGACCAACGAGGCAGUGAACAUUUGUGGAACUGGUGGAAGAACGUGGUGUCCGCGUUCCUCUUUCGGAGGUCCCCAGUGAGCUGGUUGGUCAGAGAGACACUGGAGGAAGCAGAGGACUUUCAGGAUGCAGUGAUGCGCCUUUCAAAAAUCCCCAUCAUCACUGGAGUGUAUUACAUUGUGGCUGGGGUCCGAGGCGGGGAAGGGGUUGUCAUCACCAGAGACCGGACGGGUCCCGCUGACAUCUGGCCGCUCGAGCCUGUGUCAGGAGGGUGGUUCAGAGUGGAGACUAAUUAUGACCACUGGCUUCCUCCCCCAGCCAGAGAUCAUCGAAAAGAAGCAGCUGAAAAAGCACUAAAUGCUACGGGCCAAGAUCACAUCAGCAUGGAGACACUUUAUCAGGUUUUGACGCUGUAUCCAGUGUGUAACGAGAUUACAGUUUACACAACAACAAUGAUGGCAGCAAAGCCAGAGAUGUACAGCACACUCGUCAGGCAGCAGGGCUGCCGACCGCACUGAGAGGUGUUCGAGCAGUGAGCAACGUUCAGAUUUUUGCCGCGGAGUGCCCUGAAAAAUCACAGAUUCUAUGCAGAUUCAUCAUCCUGCAGAGAUUACAUAAUCAUCCUGUUGGAGAUUAUAUAAUCAAUGACGGAAGGAAGGAAAUUCAACAAUUUUUUUAGCAUGAAGGUGCUUUUCUGCCUGUAAUGAACAAAAACUGUGAUGAUCAUUUUUAUCACCUUUGUGCCUGUAAUGUAUAUGUCAAGCUUAAUAAAACCUUGGUUACCUUCA